CUAAACGAUUUCAAUGAAAUGCUGAGCUCAUUUCAAUAUUGACACUACAACAGAAUGGCGGUACAUUUUCAGCGGUGUUUACGUGUCUUACUGCUGAUCGUGGCGAUUAGUGUCGUUUCAAGUGCGCCGCAACAAAAACAAACAAAGGCACAAAAACAGGCAGCAGUCAGUGGACUAGCGGGUGGUGGUGGUGGCGCACAAGCGCGGGUGCAAGAUCCGAAAUGUCUGCAGCCGAAGGAACCCGGUCCAUGUCGCAUGAAUCUCGAACGUUACUACUACAAUUCACAGACGAAUACUUGUGAAAAAUUCAAGUUCGGCGGCUGCCGUGGUAAUGACAAUAAAUUUGGCUUUUUGAAGACAUGCGAAGAUGCUUGUUUGCAGCCGAAAACAGCAACGAACAAUGCACCAGCCGGCAAUGCUAAAGUGCCAGCGGUGGUACCAGCAGCAGCACCAGCCGCAGUACCCGCUGCUGUACCCACAGCGGUGCCCAAAAAUCCCAAGCCGGCAGCGAUUACAACAAAUACAAAUACAAAGGCAAAGAAAACACCCACAGCAGCAUAUCUACUUUAUCCACAAACAACAACAAAUUCGUACAGGAUGAAAUUCGCGCUAACUCUGUGCUUUGCCGCCUGCUUCAUUGCCUCACUGCAGGCCGCGGCCGUGGAUCCUACGACAACGCAGCUCCCAGCAAAUGACGAGGAUGCAACGACCACAGUCGCCGCCGAGGUGGCCAACGAUUUCUAUUCAGAAUGCUACCAACCCAGAGAAGUUGGACGUUGCUUUGGCCUAUUCCGUCGUUAUGCCUACAAUGCAGACAGUCGUCGUUGUGAGGAGUUCGUUUAUGGCGGUUGCGGUGGUAAUCGGAACAAUUUCGAGAGCAAAGAGGCUUGCGAGUCGACAUGCUUGCGUGGUAACGAUGAUGAGCGCUCGACCACAGCGAAGGCCGCUGCUAAUGAUGAGGCAGCACCUGUAAUUCCUGCUGAGGAAGUGGCAACAGCAGCUUAAAGCCUUUACGAAACAACUUCCAGAUCAAAAAAAGAA
Messenger RNA from Zeugodacus cucurbitae (melon fly), 1041 nucleotides. RefSeq names its product actinia tenebrosa protease inhibitors. The record is from RefSeq and is a predicted model, not a curated record. Lineage: Eukaryota; Metazoa; Arthropoda; Insecta; Diptera; Tephritidae. The transcript is spliced from 4 exons. Bases 55 to 1005 code for a protein of 316 amino acids. Gene Ontology annotation, molecular function: serine-type endopeptidase inhibitor activity.